AUGGAUCCAUCACUGGCAAAACUACCAACUCACGACCAUCCUUUGACCAUCUCAGCUCGGUUUGUUAAAGACUAUUGCAAAGGCUGCCAUGUAAAAGGUCCCAUCUAUGGAGGCUACCGUUGCAUCCAGCCAGACUGUGCUGGUACCGUCUUCCACAAAGAAUGCGCCGAGGCUCCACCAGAGAUCAUUAACCAUCCUAAUCAUCCUCAACAUCUUCUUAAGCUCGGUUACUAUCCACGCCAAUAUCGAUGUAGUUUACAUGGAAGCUUAAUUUUUGCUUAUGCUUAUCGUUGUUCACAGUGUAACUUUGUCGUGUGUCUCACAUGUGGGAUAAAACCAUCACCUCUUAGGAUUGAACAUCCAAAGUCUCAUGGUCAUCCACUUGUCUUAAUGGAAGAACGAGGCCAUUGUGAAAUUUGCAAGAUCAAUGAUGAUGGUGGAUAUUAUUCUUAUGCAUGUCGUGAAUGUGAUGUUCACGUUCAUAUUGGGUGUGUAAAUCUCUCGCAAGAGGUAAAUCAUCCUUGUCAUCCUCAACAUAGUCUCAAGUUACUCGCAUACGAAUCACUUCCAAAUGUUGUUGAGAAGACAUGUCUUUUGUGUGGAGAAGGGCCAAAAGGAAAUAUGUUUUAUCGUUGUUCGAUAUGCAAUUUCAGCAUAUGUCUAUUUUGUGCAAAGCAUCCACCGACUCUCACUAUCGAGCAUCAGAGGACACACGAGCAUCGGCUUCUUCUUCUAUCAAGACAAAUCUCAUUUGUGUGUAAUGCUUGUGGGAUGCAAGGUGAUCGAAGUCCUUACAUGUGUAUUCAAUGCGGUUUUGUUGUCCAUCGAACUUGUAUCGACUUACCAUGUGUUAUAAGCAUCAAUCGUCAUGAUCAUCGCAUGUCUUUCACUCAUCAUCUAGGCGUUGGAUAUUCGAAUUGUGGAAUUUGUCGCAAAGAUAUAAGUCAAUACAACGGAGCUUAUUCAUGCCUUCUUUGCCCUAACUAUGCUGCUCAUUCACAAUGCGCAACAAGAGAAGAUGUAUGGGAUGGGAUAGAAUUCGAAGAGAAUCCUGACGAUGACGAAGAUAUUGCACCGUUCAAGGUGGUUGGUGAUAACUUGAUAAAACAUUUCAGCCAUGAAGAACAUAAUCUAAGACUCGACAGGGACAAUAUCAAUCAUGAUGAAAGCUCGCGUUGUGAAGCAUGCGUCCUUCCUAUAUGUUCUGAUCCGAUCUACAACUGUGACGAAUGCAGUUUCAUUCUCCAUGAAAAAUGCGCAAAUCUUCCAAAAAAGAAGCGACUUGUGUUCCAUACCAAGCCAUUUACACUAUGGACCAGACCACGCACACUAGAUAGCGAAGAUUUGGAGUAUCGCGAUUAUUUUGUGUGUAGCGCUUGUGGAGUUAAAUCUACUGGUUUCAGGUACAUUUUUGAUUGGUGUGUUCUUGAUGUGCGUUGUGGAUCGCGUUCUGAACCGUUCAUCCAUGAUGGUCACAUACAUCCUUUAUAUUACGAAAUGAGGAUGGAGCGCUAUUGUGACGGAUGUCAUACAAAGAUAAAUGGUUAUGCGCUUUGUUGUGAUGCUUGUGACUUUGAUCUGGAUUUACAUUGUGCUGAUUUACCAAAAGUGGUGAAGCAUAGUUGCGACGAUCAUCCUCUUACCUUAUGCUAUGGCGAAAAUGCAAGCGGAAAAUAUUGGUGUGAUAUUUGUGAGGCGGAAACAAAUCCAAGAAAAUGGUUUUACACUUGUUCUGAUUGCGGGGUCACUGCACAUAUCGAAUGUGUUCUUGGAGAUUUUUCACGUCUCAUGCCAGGACGGAUUAUCAGAUACAAUACUAUUACAGUUAAAGUGGUUCCUAACAACCACAAUUCUCGCCCAUUAUGCGAAAAAUGUAAGUCAAGAUGCAGAGCCCCUUUCAUUCUGAAGCUUUGUGAUCCAUACACCGGAUACAUUUGUUCUCAUCGAUGUGUAUCACCCUACUACAAGUACAACUAA
This is a messenger RNA of Arabis nemorensis, 1977 nucleotides long. Lineage: Eukaryota; Viridiplantae; Streptophyta; Magnoliopsida; Brassicales; Brassicaceae. The record is from the annotation of a GenBank genome assembly.